AAAAGAUAUGGGACACAAGGGUUACGUGCACACAGGGGGAGGAGUCACCGGUGCUCGUUGCAAUUUAAUUGGCUCUUAGCUCACAUUGAGUUGUAUAGUUAUCAGUAAUCAUAUUCAGCAUGUUUUGCACAAGAAAUGUCAUCCAGAAAGGGCAAUCUUCUUCCACCGUCAAAUUAUACCACAAAGAUGUCAUGCUCCGAUAGUCCAUCUGGAAAUUCGUUUCUGGUAGACUCCCUGAUCCACGGAAGGGCCGAGGGAAGUGGACACUACUACCAAAACAGCGCAGUCUACUUGCAGCCGAGCUCCGAGUAUUCUUAUGGACUGUCUAACUGUGGCUAUUUCUCUGGACUCAAACGGAACGAGAGCAAUUCGCAAAAUGUAGCCCCUACGUGUGGGCCAUAUCAAGGCAUGGAAACAUGGCUGGAGACGUCGAGGUCCUGUCGCGUCGAACAGCCUAACAACCAAAUCACCCCACGGUCGUUCUCGCCCACCAUAAAAGAGGAAAACUCUUACUGCUUAUACGAGUCUGAGAAGUGUCCAAAAGAGACCAUUACAGAGGACAUAUCGUACUCCCGGCUGACACCAAACUCAUGUCCAUCUAGCAACAAUAACGGCUGUGUUCCGGUGCCUGGCUACUUCCGUCUAUCUCAGACAUGCACCACAUCCAAAGGUUUUCCAGAAAACCAGUCUGUAUCGACUCACGCUGCUGCUCAGCGCUCUACCCGAUUUGACAGCUCUCUUUCAGCCACAGGAGCAGAAGCGAGCAGGGAAGAGAGCGGCGAGCCUCCCACAUGCGCACCAUGUGUCCCGGCAAGAAACAAGGAGCUAAGGGGGUCCACUGGCACCGCUUCAUCCCCAGAACCACCGGACAGUCCGGAGAAGGUGGCCACUGCUACUAAAGCAGGAGAUUCCAAAAGUGACAAUACAGCUAACUGGCUGACGGCGAAGAGUGGCCGUAAGAAGCGUUGUCCCUACACCAAACACCAGACUCUAGAGCUGGAGAAAGAGUUCCUCUUCAACAUGUACUUGACACGAGAGCGUCGCCUCGAGAUCAGCCGCAGCGUUCACCUCACGGACAGACAGGUCAAAAUCUGGUUCCAGAACCGACGGAUGAAGCUGAAGAAGAUGAGUCGAGAAAACCGAAUCCGAGAGCUGUCGGCCAACUUCAGUUUUUCAUGAAGCCUCCUCGCUUUAUAGAUCUCUGGCGCCCUCCUCCAUCAGCUGCAGUGGAAGCCCACUUACAACAACCCGUCUCCGUAGGUGUGUGUCUGUGCACUGCAUAGAUGACUUGUGCAAGAUACUAUUGAUAACUUAUUGUGUGUCGUAUACUGUUGACGUUUUUAUCUGUUUAUGUAUAAUUUUAUUUGACAGCCAAGUCGUCAUUACAUGUCAUGGUUAUUUAUAAACUGUCAAGAGUACUGCACUGUAAAAGCAAGAGAGGAAAAUAUAAGACUGCUAAAGAUGUUCAUUGUACAUAGCAUUCAGUCUAUAUUGUACAUUUACUGUAUAUAAUGCGGUAUUUGCAUGUUGUAAUAAUAACUAUUAUGAAACCGUUUUUAAAUAAGAACUAUAUACGUUUCUUCCUACGACCUUGUUAUGUAGGAUAUUUGCUGUUCUAGGCAUAAGUGAAAAAGUCCGGUUCUUAAAAUGCAGAAACUUAUAAACAUGACGGGACUUCCUGUAUUAUUUUAACAGCAAUCAAAGGUACCAUGUUUUUGGAAACAGAGGCCAAAGAGAUGGACUCGGAUGUAAAAUAAUUAUUACAUGGAAGAAAAUAAAUAAAGGCAUGUAUGUAAAAGUUAUAUUACUUUUAAUUACAAUUAGUACAAAA
This is a messenger RNA of Carassius gibelio (silver crucian carp), 1831 nucleotides long. RefSeq names its product homeobox protein Hox-A10b. The record is from RefSeq and is a predicted model, not a curated record. Gene Ontology annotation, biological process: regulation of transcription by RNA polymerase II. Lineage: Eukaryota; Metazoa; Chordata; Actinopteri; Cypriniformes; Cyprinidae. Bases 136 to 1179 code for a protein of 347 amino acids. Gene Ontology annotation, molecular function: DNA-binding transcription factor activity, RNA polymerase II-specific; RNA polymerase II cis-regulatory region sequence-specific DNA binding. Gene Ontology annotation, cellular component: nucleus. The transcript has 2 exons.